UUAUAUAGACAAAUACAAUAACCUUCGAGCAUAAGUUUAGUUCAUACAGUACUUUUCCACAGUUUAUAUAGUAGAACACAGUAGCAAAGAGAUCAGCCUAAACCAGACUAAACAAAUUACAACGAGAUUGUUCUAGGGACAUUACUCACAUAAUGUACUGAAAACAAUAUAGGACAAGAAUGUGAUUAGAGGUACUUUAACGUCAUUACAAAGAAAACACAUAUGUCCUAUAAACAAGAAACUAAAUAGCGUGCGACUAAGGCGUGGAAAAGCAUCAGAUAGAAGUAUAAAAACAAAGUAAGCUGAUACAUUUAAAAUGGAUGCUGACAGCAAAAUGGAGUUAAGUUUGUUCAUUUUCUUUCUCAGAAUCUCUGACCCCGAUGUUCAUUGUGUUUGUAUUGUUCUUCGCAGACAGCGAAAACUGCAUGAAAUGUCCUGAUGAAGAAUGGCCAAAUGAGAAGAAGGAUCGGUGUGUUCCAAAAUUGGUGGAAUUUCUCUCCUACACUGAUGAUCCCAUUGUUGGAGUAUUCUCAGCUGUCUCCAUCCUCUGUUGUCUUCUGACUGGUUUAAUAUUGGGGAUAUUUAUACAUUACCAGGACACCCCCAUUGUUAAAGCUAAUAACCGGAACCUGAGCUAUCUUCUCCUGGUCUCCAUCAUGCUGAGCUUCCUCUGUGUCUUCUUGUUCCUCGGCCAUCCAGUAGAUGUGACCUGUAUGCUGCGUGUCACCUCUUUUGGUGUCAUCUUCUCAGUUGCCGUCUCUUCUCUACUUGCCAAAAGUAUCAUGGUGUGUAUUGCUUUUAAAGCCACCAAACCUGGGAGUCCCUGGAGGAAAUGGAUGGGACCCAAACUGCCCAAUUUUAUCAUUUUUGUCUUUUCACUGGUUCAAUUCAUAAUCUGUGUCACUUGGUUGUCUAUUUCUCCUCCCUUCCAGGAUCGGGACACUCACUCUUAUCAGGGGAAGAUCAUCAUUCAGUGUAAUGAGGGUUCAGUUAUCGGCUUCUACUCUGUCCUGGGAUAUAUGGGGCUUCUGGCAGCUGUGAGCUUCAUUAUCGCUUUUUUAGCCAGGACAUUACCGGACAGUUUUAAUGAGGCCAAGUACAUCACCUUCAGCAUGCUGGUGUUCUGCAGUGUCUGGAUUGCCAUGAUCCCGGCCUAUCUGAGCACCAGAGGGAAAUACAUAGUGGCUGUGGAGGUUUUUGCCAUAAUGGCCUCAAGUUCUGGACUUCUUGGCUGUAUAUUUUUUCCCAAAAGUUACAUAAUUCUCUUCAGACCCGACCUGAAUACAAAAACAGCAAUCCACUAAUAUGUAUGGAGCAACACUGGGUUACCAGUAGUUAUAGCAUUAUCUCUAUUAUUGGAAAUUUUAGUAAUUUGCUAGUGUAUUGAGAAUGUUAAAUUUUUACAUUUAAUACUUACCUCUCUGAUGGAUGGUGACUUUAACUGGAUACCACUGGAAUCAGACAAUUUUGGUUUGUUGAAAACCUUGUCCCCUGCUGGGUGUAGUGGUUCCUCCCACCAGCUGUUACAUCACUACAGAACAAUGUAGUCACUUAGUGAGGAGGAACCACAGUGACCAGAGGAGGACAAAGUAUCCAAAUCAUCCUAAAGUGUCCAAUACCAGAGACACCCAUCACUCUUCCAGAGAGGGAAGAUUUCACUCACCACCUUCCCGGAAGAUAAAUAUUAAACAUGUUCUUUUUAUAAGCUAUGUGUAAUGUAUUUGUAGUGUCAGGGUCACUUUAAAUAUAUUGUAUAUAGAUGU
Messenger RNA from Rana temporaria (common frog), 1763 nucleotides. Its product is annotated as vomeronasal type-2 receptor 26-like. Gene Ontology annotation, cellular component: membrane. Gene Ontology annotation, molecular function: G protein-coupled receptor activity. The transcript has a single exon. Gene Ontology annotation, biological process: G protein-coupled receptor signaling pathway. The coding region runs from base 381 to 1304 and encodes 307 amino acids. Lineage: Eukaryota; Metazoa; Chordata; Amphibia; Anura; Ranidae. The record is from RefSeq and is a predicted model, not a curated record.